AUCGAACAAGUAUUAAGGUAAUCGGUGUGGUUUUCCUCUUACGAAACUUGGUCACACCUAAACUCGGGGGGCAAAUAAAAAUAAUAAUUUGUUAUAAAAUAAACAUUUUAGUUCCUAUUUGGGCCUUGAGCUAACAAAAUGCACCUGACGCUGAUCAAUUUGUUCAAGAAGACUGUGCCUGGUCACAUAUUCCGAGGCAAGCGGCGCCUGGUAAAGCCGGUGAGCCAGCGAGCAAUGGACACCCUGACCCGCGAGUACGAGCGCCAGGAGCAGGUGAUGCUGCUCCUCCGGCACCCGUAUAUCACCCUGGAACAAUCUUCCGGCCACGCCAAGGAGUUGCAAAAGCGGGAGAAGCUGGUGGCCAAGUGGACGGAUGAGCAGACACUGCGCAAGAUGAAGCCACACGUCACCAUCGAGGAGCGGCUAAACCAGCUGAAGAUCAAGGAGGCCUGGGACUAACUGUCAAAGCUGCAAAGUCGGCGUUACUCGUUAAAUAAAUCUAGAUGUUAUGGAAAUUA
This is a messenger RNA of Drosophila erecta, 518 nucleotides long. RefSeq names its product ribosomal protein 63, mitochondrial. NCBI's taxonomy places the organism in Eukaryota, Metazoa, Arthropoda, Insecta, Diptera, Drosophilidae. Gene Ontology annotation, biological process: mitochondrial translation. Bases 139 to 459 code for a protein of 106 amino acids. Gene Ontology annotation, molecular function: structural constituent of ribosome. The transcript has 2 exons. Gene Ontology annotation, cellular component: mitochondrial ribosome. The record is from RefSeq and is a predicted model, not a curated record.